Molecule: messenger RNA, 3530 nt
Organism: Haliotis rufescens (red abalone)
Lineage: Eukaryota; Metazoa; Mollusca; Gastropoda; Lepetellida; Haliotidae
Product: vacuolar segregation protein PEP7-like
Exons: 12
Coding region: 442-1791 (449 amino acids)
Molecular function (GO): metal ion binding
Source: RefSeq, a predicted model, not a curated record
GGCAUGUGAGGACAGAAAUCCAAGUGGUGUAGGAUUGCAGAUAUAGUUCGCAGUUUUAACUAUGAAACGUCCCCAUUACCCCAGGUUUCAACGUGGCACCCGACCUUCAGAGACCCUGGAAGAACAUUGCACCGUUCCUGAUUGGAUCGGAUAUGAAUUAACAACAACAAAACUUUUCCAAGAAAAAUGCAUGAUCCAGAUGCACUAUCCGGACCCGGAUUAUACAGAAACCUUGUGUGGUGUUGUGUUUUAAAGGUCGUUGUGUGAAACUCGAGCUGUACAUGUUUUUGUGUCGGUACGGUGUAUUCAACUUCUUGGAAUGAUAACGUUUGGAUAUGUUAUGAUAUUGGUAUGCGUGGAUUGCGUAUGUGUAAUGUUUAAAAACAAGCUUUACAUUCGUAUAAAAGGACGCCAACAGUCAGAGUGACAAUAUAGGAGACAAUGGCGACUCCAGUUCCUGGAAGGAGGAAAAUACAUCUACAGGAGACAAUAACGUUUGAGAGAUGGGACUCUCUACCUUCCAUCUCGAAAAGUGACUUGGAGGGAAUGCCAAGGUACAGAUCUGCCUCGCUGUCCGAUCUCCUAGAUGGGACGCAGGACAUCCCUGACGCAACGAAGCCUAAAGAACCAACUUCAGAAAUAUCACGUGACCACUGGGAUAAACGUCGGUUGAGACAGAAGUGUAAUGGCUGCUAUAAACAGAUUCAUCUGGUUUUCCGACAGAAGCAUUGUCGAAUGUGUGGUAAGGUCUUUUGCCAGCAGUGCAGUCGUUUCCAGCGACGUUUGGCCGACGAUGCCUCUCCGAAUCCUGACGGCAAACUAUAUCGGGUGUGUCAGCUCUGCUUCAAAGAUGGCGAGGACCUGGCCGUGGGGUGUGUGAAGUCAUGGACACAGGAUUUCUUCAACAUGAGGUCGGCGGCGCACGCGCGAAAAUUCCCCUCUGGGAAGGAACCGGAAUUAAAACUCUUAUGUGAGAUACCAAAGGUUUGUCAGCCAAUUUCCGACAUGUUCCUCGUGGACAUCUCCAAGAGCAAACAGAUGAAGGCCAAGCUGCAGAAUGCGGUGAAGAUUGCCAAGAGACAGACGUUCUGCAGCCUCUGUGACAAGGAUCUGUUCGUGCCCAGUGACAGGAAGCAGUGUGUUGUGUGUGGGGAGAUCUUCUGUAAGGCGUGUUCCAGUAAGGACCUCGUGGUCUUCUACCCCCGGGGUGCUGUGCAUCAGAGUGACGAGGGACGGGCUCGACCAGACAUUGACGUCAUUCAAACUGGAACCGACAUAUCCAAGAUGGCGGAAGUGUGGCGGAACUACCGCGUGUGUCGCCAGUGCGAGGAUCACGUCGGGCGCGAGAUGCGCGUGUUCCACUUUAACAUCGAGCUGCAGAACAAACACCAUGAGAUGAUUGACAUCAAGAAGCAGAUUGUGGCCAUCCUUGAUCGAGAGUCGACAUCAAAUGGGCACGUGGGGACGCUGCGCAAGUCAUCAUCGUUCGACAUGCUGGAUGAGAUUGCUAAUAAUGGUCAGGAUGUGCCUCGGUCCAUGUCUGAUGACGUCAUCCUGUCCCUGUGUGAUGCGAAGUUGGUGGAGGAGCGCGUUGUCCAAAAGCUUUUUGACAGAUUUUAUAAACGAUAUGAAGAGGUGCGGGGUUUGAAGCCAGUUACGAGUACGCAGACUAGCCUGAAACAGAAAAUCAUUUCGUCCUCCACGAAUUUCUACAACGAAAGACGAAGGUGUUUCCGUGACCGCUUCACCAGCUACAGCUCCAGCGCUAGCACCACCUCAGAUGGCGACUGACCGAUCAGAAUAAAGGACAUAAGUGACCAAUCAGCCAGUUCCACAAACCAAACGAAGUGUUCAACAAUCAAUCCAUUCGUGACCAGUCGUGCCAUUCCGGGACAAGCCAGUUACGGAAAGUAGCGAGUUGGGACGAAUGCAAUCAAAUCGGGAUCUUCCGGGUAAAGACGGAAAAGGGGUGACAUGUAUAUACCCUUCAGGGCAUUCGAGUUCAAGUGUGAUAAAACCCACCUCGGGGAGUUAAACUCCCUUGUCUCACGUUAACACCCGAAUAAGUACUUUGGUUAGAGUAACUUCCAUUUGUUCCUCGGUGUGUGAUCGGUUCAACUCGGCUUAUUUCGUUACCUUCGUAAUGCCAGGGAGUCUAUCAAACUCCUCCCAGCGACUGCCCGUUUGCGGGCCUCUCUGUGAACAAUCAUAGCUCCCGACUCAGUAGCGUUCGCAACUGUCUGACAAUUAUGGUUUCCGAAAGUGAUGAAUGUCGUGACGCCGAAAAUUCUUACCCCCAGCGAAAUAAUUUUUGUGUCAAUUUUGAAUUUCUAUUUCAUUUCAGCUACAAUUAGUUUAGUGAGAAUGCAAGGGCUAUGUUGAGAGCUCUUCCGGUAGUCUUUAAUCUCGAACCAGUCCAAUCUCAUUAAAAUCAGAUCUUAUUUCUCGCUACCCUCCAACAAAGCGAGUGACUGAGUGAGUAUGGUUUAACGCCGCUUUUAGCAAUAUGCAAGCAAUAUCACGGCGAGGGACACCAGAAAUGGGAUUCACACAUUGUACCCAUGUUGGGAAUCGAACCCGGGUCUUCGGCGUGACGAGCGAACGCUUUAACCACUAGGCUACCCGACCGCCCCUCGCUGGGAAUUAAGGAUCCUGGGGUGUUCAUAAUACUUCUGUACAGACUCCCUGAUAAUACCCCCGGCUGCAGUGGAGUAGUGGCAUUUUAUGAUUUCCCUGUUAACCGCACAACGACCGAUCCCUCCGCAAAUAGUUCGUACCAGAUAACUGCUGAUUUUCAGAAAUAUACCCUUUUUUAAAAUUAGAUAUAUACUUCUAUAACCAACAACAUUUACAUAACGCUCAAUGAUACCCCCGGACUGUGUCGUGUGAUGUGAUAGUCACGUGACCGAGCAAAUCUAGUUCUAAUAUGGAUUUCCCCAAUGCUGGGGAUUGAGCUGAGCCGAUCGCUACUUUAUCGCCGCUUGUCGACUUUUCCGAAAAUGGAUUUUUCCUUUUAAUGUUUAUUUUUCAAAUUAUCGCUGCAUAUCACUGAUGGAGUUACCUAAACAUUAUCAAUUAAUUCGUUUCUUGGCACUCGGCCUUUUCCGGAAAACAACAUUAUUGAAAACCAAACACCAGAACAAUGACUUUAGCUUGUCUCACCUUUAGCUGUCGCUCUGCGUAACUCCUUCAAGUCCAUCUGCAAAUAGUCAAAAACCCUCAUCGUUCUGUAUUUUCGAUCCAUACAUGCAAGGUCUGAAAUUAAUUUUUGGGGCACUGGAAAUUUCCGAAAAACUAUUACAGCUAUGGGUAGAAUUUGGUUUUCAUUUUGUAUUCCAAGAUAAUACUGAUCAUAAUCAAAUCAUCACUAUCAUCAUCACCACCACCAUCAACAUACAAUUUUGCUGUUGCGACUGCUGUUUUUUUAUAUUGUUCUAUUAUUUUUAAUCAAUAUCAUCAUGAUUAUUCAGUAUGAUUGUCAUAUCUGUAUAUGUGUAUUAUAAAUGUAUUAAAAUCAUGUCUCAACUACA